Messenger RNA from Symbiodinium natans, 194 nucleotides. Lineage: Eukaryota; Dinophyceae; Suessiales; Symbiodiniaceae. The record is from the annotation of a GenBank genome assembly.
GUUUUGCUCUUAGGUGAUGCUGAGGACAGCAUCUCCUUUGACUCAGAGGGCAAUUUCAUCUUCAACCGAAGGCGAACGCAGGUCACCCAACGCAUGACCAGCGGGUCCGCAUUGGCCGUUAUGAUUAAUUUGACGGAGGAAGGCCCAGAUGCAUUCACCAUGUCACUCUUCCGGGAUGGCGAGCGGAUAACCAG